This is a messenger RNA of Mirounga angustirostris (Northern elephant seal), 4749 nucleotides long. It is a transcript of the gene SCAND3, whose product is annotated as SCAN domain containing 3. The transcript has 5 exons. NCBI's taxonomy places the organism in Eukaryota, Metazoa, Chordata, Mammalia, Carnivora, Phocidae. Gene Ontology annotation, molecular function: nucleic acid binding. Gene Ontology annotation, biological process: DNA integration. The coding region runs from base 412 to 4548 and encodes 1378 amino acids. The record is from RefSeq and is a predicted model, not a curated record.
GCGGGCGGCCCUGGGCCCGCGGCUGGGGCAUCGCGCGGCCGCCCUGCGCUCCUCGGAGGCGGGAGCCGCGGCUGAGGGACGCGGGUGUGCGAGCGGCCGCCGUGCUCGGCUCCGGAGCGACCUUGCCCGGGCGCCAGGAGGCCCGAAGCGGCGUCGGUCACGUCGGGUUUCGGCGUGGCGGGGCCCGUGCUGCGCGCUGGGUCCUGGGCCCGCCGUGCCGGUCCGCGCGGAGCCUGGCUUCGCGUCCCAGGGACCCGCCCCAGGAGUGCCCCGUGUUGUCUCGGACGCAGGUCCUGCGCCGCGGCCGCCGUCCUUCCGUGUUCACGAGGACUUCCCGCCCAGCGUGGGGGGCGGCGCGCCCGGCCGAGCGCGCACCUGCCCAGACCCGGGCCGGAGUUGUCGGGGCUCAGGAUGGCCGCGGCCGGCCAGGCUGCGGGGGACCGGGCGGAGAUUAUCAGAGUGAAGGUUGAGGAAGAAGACCACGUUUGGGAUCAGGAGUCCUGCCUAAAGAGGAACGUGUCUCGCACCCGGGAGCUCUGUCGCCGGCGCUUCCGGCAGUUCUGCUACCAGGAAACUCCUGGGCCCCGCGAGGCGCUGAGCCGGCUGCGGGAGCUCUGCCGUCAGUGGCUGCGGCCCGAGACGCACAGCAAGGAGCAGAUCGUGGAGCUGCUGGUGCUGGAGCAGUUCCUGGCCAUCCUGCCCGAGGAGCUGCAGGCCUGGGUGCGGGAGCGGCACCCGGAGAGCGGGGAGCAGGCGGUGACCGUGCUGGAGGAUCUGGAGAGGGAGCUGGAUGAGCCUCGACAGCAGAAUAUUUGGCAGACUGUUGAAAUGUUUGGUCUGACGGCGGUGUGGCUUCCACGAGGCUGUUGUGCAAGAACGCAGGCUUGGCAGGGAUGUGAAGUGGCCAGGCCUCUUCACUGUACGGAGCCCACUCCGAGAGCCUCCAGCCGGGGAGUCCGAGCCUCUUAUUUGCGUCCUUUUCACUGUAAGGUCCCACAGGGCACAGAUGGGCCGGAAAUUCCUAUGGAGGAAAUGACUCCUGUGGAGACCGCAAAGGAGCCCUUAGGUGCCCAGCUCCAGCCCAUGGAAGACAGAAUGGAAUGUGACUCUCCGGAGCCACACCCACUGCAGGAUAAUGGGUCAUUUUUGUGGCUUUCCAUGAUGUCUCAAAGCAUGGGUGAUGAUAACCCCAGUAGUUUAGACACUAAUGAGUCAGAAAUUGAACCAGAAAAGAUGAGAGAGAAGUUCUUCAGAAGCUUAGCAGUGUUACUGGAAAACAAAAGCAAUAAUGCCAAGAUAUUUUCUAAAGCAAAGUACUGUCAGUUAAUAAGGGAAGUGAAAGAGGCUAAAGUGAAGGCAAGAAAGGAAUCCGUUGACUACCGUCGCUUAGCUAGAUUUGAUGUGAUCCUUGUACAAGGAAAUGAGAAGCUGAUUGAAGCUAUAAAUGGGGAAACAGAUAAAGUACGGUAUUACUUACACAGCGAGGAGUUAUUUGACAUUCUGCAUGAUACCCAUCUCAGCAUUGGACAUGGUGGGCGUACCCGCAUGGAAAAAGAGUUACAAGCCAAAUACAAGAACAUCACGAAGGAAGUUAUAAUGCUAUACUUGACACUCUGCAGACUAUGCCAACAGAAGAAUUCAAAACUCAAGAAAGUUCUAACAUCAAAGCCAAUGAAGGAAGUGAAUUCAAGAUGCCAAGUGGAUCUUAUAGACAUGCAAUUGAAUCCUGAUGGGGAGUACAAAUUUAUUAUGCAUUAUCAAGACCUUCGUACAAAGUUGAGUUUUUUGCGGUCACUAAAAUCUAAAAAGCCUAAGGAAGUUGCACAUGCUCUUUUAGAUAUUUUUACAAUUAUUGGAGCACCCAGUGUCCUACAAUCAGACAAUGGGAGGGAAUUUUCAAGCCAGAUUGUCCAUGAACUCAGUAAUACUUGGCCAGAAUUGAAAAUUGUCCAUGGGAAGCCUCCACCCUGUCAAAGCCAAAGUUCAAUGAAUCAAACUCAUGAGGAUAUCCAAAAUAGGAUUAUCUCCUGGAUGCAAACUAACCAUUCAUCGCACUGGGCUGAAUUUUUAUGGUUCAUUCAGAUGACCCAAAAUCAACCCUAUCACCGAGGCAUGCAGCAGACUCCAUUUGAAGGCACGUUUAGCUCUGAAGCUAAACUAGGCCUGCGUCAUCCUCAGUUAACUGAAGAACUUACUGCUAGCCUGAAUCCAGAAAACGAAUUAGAAGAGGCCGACAGAGAAUUCGAAAGUAUGCCGGGAGCACCUUAUGAAGAGAACAUCGAGACUGGCACGAAUAGCAGUGAUACUGAAAAGCAUCUUUCUGCUCCUACCGGGGCCAUGAAGAACCCUCCCGAAAACAGAGUAAAAGUUGUAUCUGGUGUAGUUUGUGAGAAAGAACGCUCAGGCGCUCAUGGUUGUGUGUCAUGUGAUGGGGACGUCCGUGCGAUCUGUGGAGUGCCCCCUCAACGUAACACUGAGGGCUGUCAUCACAGAAUAACGUGCAGUUUCUGCUGUGAGACCACGACAGUGAAAAGGAAACGUGAUGAAAUCCAAAGAAGUUUGACUGGUCAGCCUUCCAAAAUGCUGAAGCCGUCAGAGACACCAUUUUCAUCAGACAAAGUAGGAGAUUGGAUGGCAAAACAAGCUUCACUGGACUUUUUUGUCAAGAAAAAACAUACCUUUUCUGAAUACAGCAGCCGUAGUAAGAGAAAUGGUACCGAUGGAAGUCGCCCAGAGCAGGUGAAAACCAGAAGAGUUCACACAAGUUUUACUCGGAAGUAUGAUCCCUCGUAUAUCGAGUUUGGGUUUGUAGCUGUAAUUGAUGGUGAAGUGCUGAAACCGCAGUGUAUUAUCUGUGGAGAUAUACUGGCUAAUGAAGCAAUGAAACCAUCAAAACUUAAGCGGCAUUUGUUUUCAAAACAUAAAGAAAUAAGUUCACAACCAAAAGAGUUCUUUGAGAGAAAGAGUAGCGAAUUAAGAAGCCGGCCAAAGCAGGUGUUCAGCGUGUCUCAUACAAACAUCAGUGCUCUUCGGGCUUCUUACAAAGUGGCGCUCCCGGUUGCCAAGUUGAAAACGCCGUACACGAUCGCGGAGACGCUGGUGAAAGACUGCAUCAGAGGAGUCUGCCUGGAGAUGCUGGGUGAGUCCGCAGCGGAGAAGGUGGCUCAGGUACCGCUUUCCAAUGACACCAUGGCUCGACGCAUUCAGGAGCUGGCCAGCGACAUGGAAGACCAACUCAUAGAGCAAAUUAAAGAGGCGAAGUACUUUUCGUUGCAACUUGAUGAAUGCAGAGACACUGCUAACAUGAUCAUUCUUUUAGUGUACGUGCGGUUCGAACACGGUGAUGAUAUAAAGGAAGAAUUCUUCUUUUCAGCCUCUCUACCGACAAACACGACUAGCUCAGAACUGUAUGAAGCUCUGAAGAAUUACGUUGUGAGCAAGUGUGGUCUGGAAUUUAGGUUUUGUGUAGGACUGUGUUCAGAUGGCGCAGCCUCCAUGACAGGAAUGCAUUCCGAAGUGGUUACCCAGAUUAAGGAGCUUGCACCAGAAUGCAAAAUAACACACUGCUUCAUUCAUCGAGAAAGUCUGGCUAUGGAAAAGGUGUCAGCAGAACUAAACAGUGUGCUUACUGACACAGUAAAAAUUGUGAAUUAUGUCAAGUCUAACUCGUUAAAUUCAAGACUGUUCUCUUUAUUAUGUGAUAAUAUGGAAGCUGAUCAUAAGCAGCUGUUACUGCAUGCUGAGAUCCGGUGGUUAUCUCGGGGAAAAGUUCUAUCAAGAAUGUUUGAAAUACGAAAUGAACUCUUAGUAUUUCUGCAGAGCAAAAAACCAGUUUGGUCCCAGCUUUUCAGAGAUGUGAAUUGGACAGCCAGACUUGCUUAUUUAUCUGAUAUCUUCAGUAUUUUUAAUGACCUUAAUGUUUCCAUGCAAGGAAAGAAUGCAACCUGUUUUUCAAUGGCUGAUAAGAUUGAAGGACAAAAACAGAAGUUAGAAGCUUGGAAAAACAGAGUUUCUACAGAUUGUUAUGACAUGUUCCAUAAUUUAACAACAGUUAUCCAUGAAGUAGGUAAUGACCUUGACAUUGCCCAUCUGCGAAAAAUUGUCAGCGAACAUCUUACAAAUUUGUUGGAUUGUUUUGAAUUGUAUUUUCCAUCAAAAGAAGAUCCACGUGUAGGAAACUCAUGGAUCCAAAAUCCAUUUCUUUCACCAAAAGAUAAUUUAAAUUUAACUGUAACUCUACGGGAUAACUUGUUGAAGCUGGCUACUGAUGAAGGAUUGAAAAUGAACUUUGAAAAUACAGCAUCACUUGCUUCCUUUUGGAUAAAAGUUAAAAAUGAGUAUCCUGAGCUUGCUGAGGUGGCUUUAAAAUCCCUCCUCCUAUUCCCCUCAACAUCCCUCUGUGAGACUGGGUUCUCUGCCUUGAGUGUUAUUAAAACAAAACACAGGAACAGUUUAAAUAUCCAUAAUCCCCUGAGAGUAGCACUGUCGUCAAUCCAGCCUAGGUUAGACAAGUUAACAAGCAAGAAGCAAGCUCACCUAUCACAUUAAAAACUUGAAGGUGUCCCGUCAAGGUAUGCAUAUACGCAUCACGGAAUAGGAAAAGUUAUGAUUAAAAUAGCAGUUUUCUGUAUCAAUUGUCUAUAUGUACACUUUCAGUUAAAUGUACAGUUUUUAUAACUUUUUUCUUGUUAUAUUUAUUAAAACGUAACUUUAAAUCUGUUGCUUCUAAUAUUAAAAAAUUUGGUCUUA